Sphenostylis stenocarpa is the source of this 909-nucleotide messenger RNA. The record is from the annotation of a GenBank genome assembly. NCBI's taxonomy places the organism in Eukaryota, Viridiplantae, Streptophyta, Magnoliopsida, Fabales, Fabaceae.
AUGAAACCCUCCAACACUGACAAAGCACGCUUCUUUCUCUCAUGUUUCCUCAUUCUCAUCUUCCUCUACAUGCUAGCCUCCAAUCAACUGCAAGACACACUUCCUUCCCCCACCACAAGUCCUCAACAGACCAACUCCUCUUCCUCGGACAGCAACCUACGAAUUCUCAUAGGCAUCCUCACACUCCCGGACCAGCACCUCCGCCGCCACCUCCUCCGCUUAGUCUACAGCACGCAGCCGCAGCCGCCCAGCGUCAAAAUCGACGUAAAAUUUGUGUUCUGCAACCUUACAAAGGAGGACCAGAAAAUUCUAGUGGCACUCGAGAUCAUGCUCUACGACGACAUCAUAAUCCUCAACUGUGAAGAAAACAUGAACAAAGGCAAAACCUUAACCUACUUCUCGAGCCUCCCGGAGCUGUUAAAUGAAACCGUUGGAUCCGACCCUCCUUAUCACUACGUAAUGAAAGCCGACGAUGAUACGUAUCUAAGGUUGAACAGUUUAGUGGAAUCGUUGAAAGCGUUACCGAGGGAAGACUUGUACUAUGGCUAUGUCAUACCGUGUAGUAGCAUGGACCCUUUCGUGAGGUACAUGUCGGGGAUGGGGUACUUGGUGUCGUGGGACAUUGUGCAGUGGAUAAGGGACUCGGAAAUUCCGAGGAAACAGUCCGAAGGACCCGAGGAUAAGGUGUUUGGAGAGUGGAUGCGGGAGGGUGGGAAAGGAAAGAAUAGGUACAAUGCUAAGUGGGGUAUGUAUAACUUUCCUGAGCCUCCUACAAAAUGUUCUCACGAGCUUUGGCCUGAUACCAUCGCCGUUCACUUGUUGAAGAAUCAGGAGAAGUGGAUUCGAACUCUCCAGUACUUCAAUGUCACUACUGGUUUGAAACCAUCCAAGUUGUAUCAUAUACCUUAG